Molecule: messenger RNA, 3095 nt
Organism: Python bivittatus (Burmese python)
Lineage: Eukaryota; Metazoa; Chordata; Lepidosauria; Squamata; Pythonidae
Source: RefSeq, a predicted model, not a curated record
CUUCUCUCUCUCCUUCCAGAAAGUGAAUAUUUUGGACUAUUUUUUGUCAAGCUGUCCAGCUGACAAAACAGAUGGGAAUUGGUGCUAUUGAACCUUUCGUCUGGGAAAAUGCACUGAAUGGGAGAUUCUGCCUAAUAUGGCCGAUUGUGACCUUUACCUCUACUGGAAUGGACCCCAGUGCAUGACUUUGUUACCAUGGUGAUGAUCUUAACUACAACUCUGGAAAACAAAGGUGCUGAUUCUCUAUCAUGCAGGGCUGAACUGCACACUCCAAAGAAGAUGAGUCAAGGAUCCACUCUCUUCUCAUGUGGAAUGAUGGAAAAUGACAGAUGGAGAGAUCUCAGCAGGAAAUAUCCCCUUCAGGUCGAACAGCCAAGUGCCAACAUUUGGGACUGCUUGCCUGACAAAAGUGACGAAAGCUCCUUAUGGCAGAGAGAGCCAGCUAACACAUGCUCAGUGACCAACUUGAUCAAGGAUCUCAGCCUUAGUGACCGCAAUUGCAAUCCUUCAGCACCUCCCAGCAAACGCCAGUGCCGAUCACUCUCUUUUUCUGAUGAGAUGUCUAGUUGCCGGGCUUCAUGGAGGCCUAUAGGAUCAAAGGUCUGGACUCCUGUAGAAAAGAGACGGUGCUAUAGUGGGGGAAGUGUGCAGCGCUACUCCAAUGGAUUCACAACCAUGCAGAGAAGUUCAAGCUUUAGCCUUCCUUCCAGGUCAAGCACUCUUUCCUCAUCAUAUGACCAGAUGGGAUUUAACAACAGAUUUGGGUGUCAGCCAUGUCAAGGAAUGCGAAAGUCAGCCACAUACGGACAGACAAGUGAUAUUUGGGGUAAUGAUCACAGCUCUUCCGAGAGUGGCAGGAUUGAUAUCCAACGAUCACUCUCUUGUUCCCAUGAUCAAAUUUCCUUUUCGGAAUAUUGUCUGCCCUCAGCAAACAGCACACCUGCCUCAACACCAGAGCUGACAAGGCGCUCCAAUGGACUUUCUCGAAGUCGGUCUCAACCAUGUGUCCUUAAUGACAAGAAAGUUGGAAUUAAACGAAGACGACCUGAAGAGGUAAAGGAACAAAGACCUUCACUGGACCUUGUCAAGAUGACACAGAAUUGUCAAACAUUUAACAGUCUUAGCACCACAGUCGAUGACUGCCCUCAGCAGAAUCAGUUCUCCCUUGGCACCAGCAGCAAUAACUCAUGGACCACGAACUUGGACGUCAUGCCUGGCAGGACACCAGCCUGCACCCCUGUGCCAGAACCCCAUUCAAAUGCAGAAGAAUGUCAGCCUAACAAAGAAGAAGAUUUCUCUUAUGAGGAGUCAGAGUUCUGUGCUACAGAAGAUGAGAAUAGUAGGAAAGAAGUUGAAAACUCCUCAUGGAGGAACAGUGGGACAGGUGGGGAUAACAUCUUUCAGUUGGGUGGUGAAUUAGAUAUUGAGCAAAUAGAAAACAACUGAGAGCACUAAUGGGGAGGAUCUGCCUGCAUCAAGGCUUUUUAACAGUGGCAAAAUCUCACAUGUUAAUGCAGACCAGAGAAGAAAAUCCACAUUCUCCCUCUCCUUGGCAGGUGGGGCAGGACAAAAAGCUUUGCCAAAAUUGAUUUAGGUUUCUUUGGGACUCACUAGAACUACUGUAGCUCUUCAUAGAGAAAACUUCCAACUUCCAUCAACAUAUUUAAAAGAAAAAUAAAGCUUUGUGGAUGUAUUAAAACUUGAAAGACCAGAAAUUUCUGGUCAUUUUUUUGACAAAAUAGGUAACUUGCCGCCUAGAGAGUCAGCAGGUCCAUCCCCUGAUGGAAAUGGCGUUUGAUAAUAUGUGGAAUAUAAAUAAGCUUUUUUUUUUUUUUUUUGCUGUUGGCUGAUAUAAAUUGCACCUCAGCUGUCCUUAUCAAAGGAGCAAAAGGUGGAGAUUAGCAUUAUUAUUUGAAUUCAUUUUCUGUUGUUGUUUUUAGAUCACCUAUCCAUAGAUCUUAUUAAGUCUCACAAAUCAAACUUCUCAUAAUAUAUGUAAAGUCAUAAUUCCCAGAAUCACAGUAGUUUGUUAUGGUCUGCAAACACACACACACACACACCAAUAACAACAUGAAAAGAAAGCACAAUAGAUUUUUACCUAGACUAGCAAAAGAGAUCUGUGGGUGUCAAAAUGCAUCCUUAACUGAAUCGAACAUAAAUGUAUCAUUUGCAAUGCUUUCUUACCCAUCUUCACCCAGACCAGAUUUAACGGGUUAGAUGUAUACUUUGAUGCGUGACCCCUAGUUCAUGGUACUAAUUCACAGGGAUGUAGAGGACAGAGGCUAUUGACCAGAGAAAUAAAAGAUUGAGAACAUUUUUGCACUCUGAAAUUUCAGUGAAAUAAUAAAAUGAUUUCAUGAUGUAAGACUAGAUAUAGAAAGGUAGCAAAAAAUAAUGAAGAAAAAUGAUUCUUGAGAUUUAGUAGUUGGCAUCUGAAAAGGGAUCAUGAAUAUCUUGGCUCUUAUCUGUCAUGAAGGUCUCUUAACUGCAUUUGAUACCAUUUGGCAUCUAGCCUAUCACAUUCAUCAGUAGAAAAAACUAAAGGUAAAAUCUUGUUUUUCAUUCAUUACUCAGUACUUAGGUAUUUUCAUUUUCUAAGUCUGAAAAGAUAAAACAAUAUAAAGUAUACAGUAAUCCAUUACUUCUAGCUUCAGUGAAUGAUAGUAGCACAAUAGUGUGUACACAUGGCACUGUUAAGUGGCCUGGACCUGAUUACAUAUGACACUUUUUGCCACUGCUACUAUGGAAGAUGGGGAUGAAUAUAAUCCAAAGAGAAAGAGAAAAUACGUCCAACAGAAACCCACUUCCCAGUUUCCCUAGUUCACAGUAGAAGAAAUUAAACCCUAGUGACAAAUACAGGCAACCAAAUCUUUAAGAAUGUAUUACUAUUGUCAAGAAAAGAUCUGAGUGCAUUCUUCAGCAUUUCCAUUAACUAUGUCACAUCAAGCACUGCUGUAUGUUAGCAUUGGGAAACCUACCUGUAGUUUCUAAAAGAUACCUCUGUUGGAUUCUUUAUAUUCCCCUUCCUUUUUAAUGCCCCUGAGGAUCUAGGCCAGUGUUUCUCAACCUCAGCAACUUUGAUGUAUGACUUCAAC